Messenger RNA from Triticum aestivum (bread wheat), 2238 nucleotides. RefSeq names its product mediator of RNA polymerase II transcription subunit 15a. NCBI's taxonomy places the organism in Eukaryota, Viridiplantae, Streptophyta, Magnoliopsida, Poales, Poaceae. The transcript is spliced from 8 exons. Bases 173 to 1972 code for a protein of 599 amino acids. Gene Ontology annotation, molecular function: transcription coactivator activity; chromatin DNA binding. Gene Ontology annotation, biological process: regulation of DNA-templated transcription. The record is from RefSeq and is a predicted model, not a curated record.
AUGUGUCAGUUUCUCUUUUGGCUCUGCACUUUCUUCUACCUCUCCCCUCUCCCCUCCCCUACAAGCUCUCCUCUCCUCUCCCCUCCCCCAGAUCCCUCUCCGUCUCUCUCUUUGGAUUGGAUAGAAGAGAGAUUGGGUCGUGACACUCCACCUCCAUCGAUCCCUCGAGACCAUGGAUCCCAACUGGCGGCCCACCCAAGGGUCUGGCCCCGCCGCUGCCGCCGCUGACCCGCCCCCCGCCGGAGGCGACUGGCGCGCCCAGCUCCAGCCCGAGGCGCGCGGCAGGAUCGUCGAUAAGAUACUGGAGACUCUGAAGAAUCGUCUGCCAGUAUCUGUGUCUGUGGCGCCAGAGGCACUGAACGAACUUCAAAAAAUCGCUGCGUGGUUCGAACAAAAGGUCUAUACCGAAGCAACCAGUCAGUAUGAUUAUUUACGGAAGAUUUCUCUGAAGUUGCUCUCCAUGGAGACGCAGAGACAGCAGGCUGCUGGAAAUGCUCAGCUGAUUCCAAAUCAAAACAACCCUGCCCCUGGACUCCAUCCACAAGGCAGUAAUGAAGCACAAACAUCAGCAGUUCCCUUGAUGUCUCAGCAACAGGCCCGGCAGCCAAAUGCUUCUACAUCUGUACAAGCUUAUUCACUCACUAAUAUCAGACAGAACUUGCCAGGUGUUAAUCAAACAUCAACGAUGCAGACUGCGUCUGUCAUUCCACAAAACACAAUGAAUAAUGGCUUGGCGCAAGGCACUUCACAAGAUGUUUAUGAUGCACAAAGGCAAAUGGCAGGCAGGCAGCAACAGCAACAAUCUCAGCAAUUAAUUUAUCACCAGCAUCAACAGCCUUCUCUGCAGAGUCAGCAGCCCAAUAUUCCUUUACAACAGCAGCAACAACAGUUGAUGGGACAACAGCCAAAUUUACAACAAAAUCAGCUAAUGGGUCAACAGAAUGGUGCUGUGAUGAUGCAGCAGCAACAGAGGCUAGCAGUUCAGUCAAAUAAUCUUUUGAAUGUGCAGCAAACACAUCAGAUGUUGAGCCAGCAGUAUUUGCCUUUGUAUCAGCCACAACAAUUGGGCUCUCAGGCAAACAUGUCGAGUCUACAGCAGCAUCAACAAAAUCAACAGCAGCAGCAACUUUUUGGAACUGUGCCUAAUGUGUCAAACAUGCAGUGGAUGCAUAUGCAACAAACAAAAGCUCAGCAACCACAGCAACAACAUGCUCAGCAGCCAUCAAUGGGUUUGAUGCAACCUCAGUUUCAACACAAUCAACUUCAACAAUUGCAACAUCUUAUGCCACAGUUCCAGUCUCAGCCUAACCAACUACAAGAGCAAUUAAGGAUGCAGCAGCAAUCCUCCAUGCAGCAAAGACUUCAAACUUCAGGAGCCAUGCUCUUGCAACAAAAUAACAUGGAUCAGCAAAACCAGUUUAUUCAGGCACAGAGGGGCCUUCAAGAAGUUUCCUCUAGUACAUCUGCGGACUCUACUGCUCAAACAGGCUAUGCAAGUACAGGUGAUUGGCAAGAGGAGAUACAUCAAAUGAUUAAGAGGUUAAAGGACCAAUACUUUGCAGAACUCAGUGAAUUAUUCAAUAAGAUGUGUGUGAAACUACAGCAUGUUGACAGCAUUAUUCCACCUCAAAUAUCAUCUGAGCAGUAUGAUAGAAUGAAGAGCUUUAAAACAAUGUUGGAGCGCAUAUUACAAAUGCUGCAAAUUGGUAAAAGUAGUGUCCAACCUGCUGUGAGGGACAAAGUUCCUCGAUAUGAGAAACAUAUUAUCAGUAUCUUGAACUCACAAAGGAAGCCAGUGCAGCCACAAAUACAACAACAAUUCCAGCCACCUCCAGGCGUCAUUUCACCCAUGGUUGGCAACCUAUUACCAGUGAGGGCUGGCCUAUUCACCCUUGUAUGUGGCACAUUAGUGGCGGCACGUUCUCCCACCCGCCACCGGGAGAAGAGGGAGAGAGCUUACUGUGGUGGCUGAGGCUGAGGCACCCGAUGACCGAGUUGGGCAGGACCGGGCGGCAGUGAGGGUGGUCCGGGCACGCGUGACUGGCGAGGGUGGCAACCGUGCAAGCAAGGCGAGGGCGAUGGGCAGCUAGGGAUUUGGGCAAAGGAAGAAGGGGAAUUUGGCCAGGUCCCUGUGUGGCCUAGGGUUAAAUGGAAUGAACUUACCGGAGGUGUUGUGGGGGUUGAUUUAAUCAUAAAGUAAUUAAGUGGAAUGAACUUACCGGUGGUUGACGGGUCUAA